This is a messenger RNA of Hylaeus anthracinus, 777 nucleotides long. RefSeq names its product nuclear envelope phosphatase-regulatory subunit 1 (gene Cnep1r2). NCBI's taxonomy places the organism in Eukaryota, Metazoa, Arthropoda, Insecta, Hymenoptera, Colletidae. The transcript has 4 exons. The record is from RefSeq and is a predicted model, not a curated record. Bases 245 to 637 code for a protein of 130 amino acids. Gene Ontology annotation, cellular component: Nem1-Spo7 phosphatase complex; cytoplasm.
GCAUCUACAAAAGUACUCUACAUUGAGCGUAUGCAACCCAAGUUGGGUUUAUGUAUUUAUGUAUAUUUUCACAAAAUUGUUGCGUUGAACUGAAAUUAUGGAGAAGAAAAUAUCAACGAGACGGCCAGUAAAAGAUGAUUGAUAUCGGAUAAUUAAUUGUAUUUAACUUUAUCGCAAACAAUAGUAUCCGAUAUCAUUGUUUUGUUUUGCACCCUGAUCAAAUACAUGUAUGAAAUAGAUAAAAAUGUCUUUAGAUCAAACGGUUUGCGAAGACUUGAAAGCUUUUGAAAGACGUCUCACAGAAGUGAUUGCCAGUUUGCAGCCAGCUACCUUACGAUGGAGAAUACUCCUGGGUUUCAUUUCUGUUUGCACCGCUGUUGGCGCGUGGCAUUGGCUAACGGAUCCUAAUACAUCAGCUGUAUCAUUUACCGAAAGCCUAUGCAAUCACCCAUUUUUUGCAAUCGCUAGCAUUAUUUUAGUGAUACUAUUCAUGAUGGGAGUUCACAGACGGGUAAUAGCACCGAGUAUAAUAACUCAGAGAGCCAGAAGCGUUCUUGGUGAUUUUAAUAUGAGUUGCGACGAUACUGGGAAACUCAUUCUUAAACCAACAAGACCACCCCAUCCACAUGAAACUUAAGAACAUAUUCGUACAAUUUAUGAUAAUUCCCUAUAACAAUUCGUCAUAUUACAUAUAAGUUAGCAUAAAGAUUUUCCUAAGUGUAUAAUAUUUAGUUGCGAAAAUGUAUUGCUAAAACAUUAAAUAUUUUUAUAAAUAUU